AACAUUUUCUCUCUCUAAAAAAUGUAAAAUGAUUGUUAUUAUUAAUAUAUAAAUUAGUGUAAUUCAAUACGAUGAUCUCUCUUCUCUUUUCUUCUUCUUCUUCACCAAUUUUUUCUCUUUACGACAAACCAACACUUCACAUUUUCAUUUCUGUGUACAGAGAGAACAAAUUUUAGGGUUUUGAUUUCAUUUCCUUAAUUGGCAAUCAAAAUCACAUACACACAAUAUAUACCAUAUUUUUCAAACGCCCUUAUAGAAGUUUUGUGUAUAUAUUUAAACACUCGUUUUGUUCUUCUAUAAAAGGUGAUGUCAAAUUGAGACUCUGUUCAUUAGGGUAUUCAAAUUUCUAUCCUCUUUUUGUCAAUUUUGUAGCUGAAAUUUGAUUUUUUUUUGGGGGUUUUGGAAAAGUUUUGGUUUUGGGGAUUGUAAUGAGAGGUUUUUGUUUUGUGAAUUUAAAAGUGAGGGGAUUGUUAGUGUUAUUAGUGUUGUAAUAUUCUCAUUGAUAAGGUUGUGAAUUUGAGUGUGUUUGGUGGUGGGGAUUGGGGAAUUUUUGGUAAGUGAGAAUAAUGACUGAUAUUCAACCUCUACAACAAAAGCCUGAAUCAACUAAUGAUCCCCGAACUGAAUUCGAGCGAGGAUUAGAUGAGUUGAUGCGAGGACAUUUAGAUGAUUGUAUGUCGUUUGCCUCGUGUAGCUCCACUCGUAACCAGGAUGAUGAAGAUGAUGACAGUGAUCAGCUUGUUCGUAGGAGGCGUAGGUCUGAUCUCGAGGGUGAUGAUUUAGCCGAGUCUUCGGCUGCUAGGAGACGCCAUUCACGUAUUCUAAGCCGAUGGGCUGCUCGCCAGGCUCAGGAAAUGAUGACCACUAUUGAGAGGAGGAAUCGCGAAUCGGAGUUGAUGGCGCUUGCUGGUUUGCACACUGUUUCCAUGCUUGAUUCGUCGUUUUUGAGGGAGUCACAGUCGCCCACUUCAAGAAGACAGGGGGCUGUUGAAAGGCCUAGCACUCAGGCAUCGUCUAUUUUACAAAUGUGGCGGGAGUUGGAGGAUGAGCAUGUAGUGAAUAGGGCUCGUGAGAGGGUGAGGGAGCGACUGAGACAUCAAAGGAGUGUGGAGUCUAAUACUAAUGUAUCGAGUACAAACAUGUCUGAAAGUCGAGGAAGUGAGAUUCAGGGAAGUUUGGGGGAUGCGAGUGAGAGUGAGAAUGAGUUUGGAACUUGGACACAUGAGCGGCUGGGGUCUCAAAAUGAGCAUGGGGAUAAUAAUGGGUCUAGUAGGGAGCAGUCUCCUGACCUUGGCGAAGUUGAGAGGGAGAGAGUGCGGCAGAUUGUCCGGGGAUGGAUGGAGAGUGGUAUUAGUGACCAUACAUCCAAUGUGUCCCAAAGGAAUGGGAGUUCUAGAGGGGAAUGGCUUGGUGAAACAGAACGUGAAAGGGUUAGAAUUGUUAGGGAGUGGGUGCAGACGGCAAGUCAGCAGCGAGGCGGAGGACGUGGGGCACGGAGGGAAGCUCAAGCUGCUGGACUUGAAGCACAAGUUGACAGAGUCCGUGAUGGAUCAGUUGCAGACCAUGAUGAAGGACAACCAGAGCAUGUCCGCCGAGACACGCUGAGGCUGCGUGGACGACAAGCUAUCCUUGACUUACUCGUGAGGAUUGAGCGGGAAAGACAGGGGGAACUUCGGGGACUGUUGGAGCAUAGAGCUGUCUCUGAUUUUGCACAUCGUAGUCGCAUUCAGUCGUUAUUGAGAGGUAGAUUUUUGAGAAAUGAAAGACCUGUUGAAGAAGAGAGACCGCCUUCAAUUGCUGCAGGUGAACUAGUUCAACUAAGACAGCGCCAUACUGUUUCCGGCUUAAGGGAUGGGUUUCGCUCCAGGUUGGAGAGUAUUGUUCGUGGCCAAGCAAGUGGCCAUUCUGAUAGCACACCUGAUAGCAAUAUCAAUGGUGGAAAUGAUUGGAGUCAAAUAAGCACCUCGCAAAGUAUCCAACAUGAAGACAGUGAGCAACCACAUCCCAGAAAUCAAGAAAAUGGCAUCCCUAGGCUGUCUGAUCAAGUCGAUACCACAGAAAACAAUACAGUUAUCAAUGACAUGAAUUGGCAAGAAAGUGCUGAUCAACGAGAGGGUUGGGAAGAACAAACUACAAAUAAUGAGGGACAGGACUGGCCACAACCAGAAUUCAGUCAGUUGAAUGAAUGGAGAAAUAGUGAUGCAGAACCUAUGGAUGGGAAUUGGCCAGAGAAUUCAGCUAAUAGUUGGCCCCAGGAAACAGCUGAAAUGAUACAUAAUGAUCAAAGCCAUCCACAAGAAGCUCAAGAAGGUUGGCGAGAGAGUGCGUCUCUGAGAACUGUUGAAAAUUGGACAGAGAGGCCUUCUGAUCCUCCAAGAACGCGUCGUGCUGUUCCAGUGAGAAGUGUUCCAAUCAGAAGAUUUAAUAGAUUUCACCCACCUGAUGAUGAUAAUGUGUACAGUAUGGAACUUAGGGAACUUCUGAGCAGGAGAAGUGUUUCUAAUCUUCUUCGUAGUGGAUUCCGUGAAAGUCUGGACCAUUUAAUACAAUCAUAUGUGGAUAGGCAAGGUCGUGCUCCCAUUGACUGGGAUAUGCACAGAAACUUGCCAACACCAACUCCCACUUCACCAGAGCGAGAUGAGCAGCAGAGAGAUAAUCAAAUUGAGGAUCAGCGUGAUGCUGUGAAUAGGCCUUCUAUGGUUCUGCCCUCUCCACCUGUUCCCCCACCUCAGCCAAUCUGGCACCAGGAUUUGCAUCACACUAGCUGGUCCCGUCACAGCAUGCAUCGAUCAGAACUCGAAUUUGAGAUGGUUAAUGACUUGAGAGCUGACAUGGCAAGACUUCAGCAAGGAAUGAGCCACAUGCAGAGGAUGUUGGAAGCGUGCAUGGAUAUGCAACUUGAGCUACAGCGCUCUGUGAGACAAGAAGUCUCUGCUGCUCUGAAUCGCUCUGCUGGUGAAAAAGGGUUGGGAGCUGAGACAUCGGUGGAUGGAUCUAACUGGGGUCAUGUAAAAAAAGGGAUAUGUUGCAUUUGUUGCGACAGUCAUAUUGAUUCUUUAUUGUACAGAUGUGGACAUAUGUGCACUUGUUCAAAAUGUGCGAAUGAAUUGAUUCGCGGGGGAGGUAAGUGCCCGUUGUGUCGAGCCCCGAUUGUGGAAGUGAUCCGAGCAUACUCCAUACUGUAAAGAGAUUGAAAAAUCAUAAUAUUUAAUUAGAUAAAGUGACUGAAACGGAGGGAAGGCAGGCGCAUGUGGGAAGGCUCGCGAGGGUCGGUUCAAAUGGGCGGAGUGGUGUCCAGUUGGUAGCACAGUUUUUCUGAUUAUAUUUAUAGAUGUGAAUGUGUAUAAUUGGAAAUAACAAUUGGCACCUCAAAUUCUUCAUUCUUCCGUAAAUAAAAAUGUUCAUUUAUUUA
Mercurialis annua (annual mercury) is the source of this 3412-nucleotide messenger RNA. RefSeq lists its product as uncharacterized. Lineage: Eukaryota; Viridiplantae; Streptophyta; Magnoliopsida; Malpighiales; Euphorbiaceae. The record is from RefSeq and is a predicted model, not a curated record. The transcript is spliced from 8 exons. The coding region runs from base 567 to 3185 and encodes 872 amino acids.